Messenger RNA from Mandrillus leucophaeus (drill), 645 nucleotides. Its product is annotated as protein FAM231D-like. NCBI's taxonomy places the organism in Eukaryota, Metazoa, Chordata, Mammalia, Primates, Cercopithecidae. The transcript has a single exon. The coding region runs from base 1 to 645 and encodes 214 amino acids. The record is from RefSeq and is a predicted model, not a curated record.
AUGGGGUCUUCAAAGGGACUGUGGAAAGAGAGGCCUUCAGCCCACACCUCUGAAUGCUUUUCCACCACAGCAUGCCCUGUGGCCUGUAUCCUGCUGGUGUGGAACAGUCAGACCCCUGCACGGCUGCAGAGCCUCUGUACUGGGUGGCAUCCCAGCCUGAGUGCCACAGCUCAGUGGGUAGGCCUCCGAGCAAGUAGAGAGGAGGGCACUUUUUGGACAGAAUGUGUGGGGCAAGAGCGAUGGCUCAUCUGUUCAGGUUACUCACAAAAUGAGAGUCAGGAAGAUCAGGGCACAGACCUGAUUUCCCACACAGGGCUGAAAGCAGACAACCGGAGGGAGAGCAGCACCUGGGCCAAUGAGGUAGAAGACAGAAGACCACAGUAUACUCCUGCCCUCAACCUCAACCCCUCCCACACACAUCCUCCACGCCCCCUAACCACCUUCCUCAGAAGUGUAAUAGGAAUCCAGAUAUCCCCUGGCCUGGUUGCUGCAGGAGGCACAGUGGCCUGGAGGAUCCUGAGGCAGUUGUGGGAAGAUGUGGAUUGUCUAACUGGAGGUUGGGAGUCCAGGGUGCAGAAGGAGAAGCUUGGAGUGCAGGGUUUGGUGGUAUGUGUGUGGCAACAGGCAAAAGAAAGAGACAAUUAA